Messenger RNA from Malania oleifera, 1413 nucleotides. RefSeq lists its product as uncharacterized. The transcript is spliced from 3 exons. Gene Ontology annotation, biological process: DNA integration. The coding region runs from base 1 to 1413 and encodes 470 amino acids. Gene Ontology annotation, molecular function: RNA-DNA hybrid ribonuclease activity; nucleic acid binding. The record is from RefSeq and is a predicted model, not a curated record. NCBI's taxonomy places the organism in Eukaryota, Viridiplantae, Streptophyta, Magnoliopsida, Santalales, Ximeniaceae.
AUGACGAGGUGGUCGAUAGAAUUAAGUGAAUUCGACAUACAGUAUCAACCGAGGCCCGCAGUCAAGGCUCAGGUACUCACGGAUUUUACAGCAGAAAGGCUCCCCGAGUCAUCCACCAAGUCGAAGGAGUGGACAUUGCACGUUGAUGGGUCCUCUAAUGCUGCUGGAGGGGGAGCCGGAUUCAUCCUUUCUGACCUAGAGGGCAAUGAAACUCUCUUCGCCCUAAAACUGGAGUUCAUAGCAACCAACAACGAGGCGGAGUACGAAGCCCUGUUAGCCGACCUGCGCUUGGCGGAAGCAUUAGAGGUGGCACAGAUCAAAGUACUGAGUGAUUCCCAGCUGGUGGUAGAGCAACUUAAAGGAGAAUUCGAGGCUAGGGAUCAAAGAAUGAAGAAAUAUCUCUCCAAGGCAAGAGAGUACAUAGAGGCAUUCAUCCAGUUCGACAUAGAUCUCGUACCGAGAGCAGAGAAUAAAAAUGCGGACGCACUCGCGAAGUUAGCCUCGACAACCGGUUCGAAAUGGAAAGACACUAUCUAUCUUGAACGCAUAGGGAAACCCUCAUACGAGGAGGACAGAAUUAACUCAGUGGUGUCCGAAUUCAGCAAGGACGAUUGGAGAGCGUCCUUAUUCCUAUACCUCCAGGACGGAUCCUUACCAGAAGAUAAUAAGGAGGCUCAAAAGGUGAGGAGGAAAGCUGCAAGAUAUAUGUUGAUGGGCCAGGAGCUCUACAGGCGAUCCCUGACAUUGCCCUACCUUCGAUGUUUAAGCAAAGACGAAGGGGAAUACAUACUACGGGAAAUCCACGAAGGAGUAUGCAGAAACCACCUUGCUAGUAGGGCUUUAGCUCACAAAGUUAUGCGACAGGGAUUUUACUGGCUCACAAUGAAGAAGGACACGGUCAAGCUCGUCAAAAAAUCCACCAUAACAGAGCGUAAUAUUACACGCUUCGUGUGGACCUCAUUGGUUUGUCGCUAUGGCAUUCCCUCGGCGAUAGUUACAGACCAUGGGAAGCAGUUUGACAACGACCGCUUCAAAAAGUUCUGUUCGGACCUAUCUAUUAAGCUUCUCUUCGCGUCAGUGGUGCACCCCCAGAGCAAUGGACAAGUAGAGAACAUGAAUUGGACGAUUCUGCACGGACUAAGGACGCGACUCGAAUCCAUGCAAGGUAGAUGGACAGAGGAACUCCCUUCCCUUAUAUGGGCAUACCACACCACCAAGAGAGCAGCAACAGGGGAAACCCUGUUCAUGCUUGUCUUCGGCGCAGAAGCAGUCAUCCCAGCAGAGGUGGGCAUACCUUCUUGGCGAAGGAAGUACUUUAAUGAGCAGACCAACAGUGAGGAGCUCAGGAGACUUAGUCCUGAGGAAGAGGUGAAACAACCCGUCCGAGCAAGGGUCGCACAAGUUAAAGCCUAA